Alosa alosa (allis shad) is the source of this 3601-nucleotide messenger RNA. It is a transcript of the gene fkbp5, whose product is annotated as FKBP prolyl isomerase 5. NCBI's taxonomy places the organism in Eukaryota, Metazoa, Chordata, Actinopteri, Clupeiformes, Clupeidae. The coding region runs from base 193 to 1596 and encodes 467 amino acids. The record is from RefSeq and is a predicted model, not a curated record. Gene Ontology annotation, molecular function: peptidyl-prolyl cis-trans isomerase activity; protein binding. The transcript has 11 exons.
UGCGCUUACGUGUGUGUAUGCGCGCAUGUGUUUGAGAUGGGGGCUGCGGUCUGUCAGACUGCAAGUGGAACACGAAGUACCUUCGGUUGGAGAGGGCGGGUCGAACACAACGUUACCGCCAGCGUCGUGACACUCUACUAGUACAAGCUGCCGGCGCGAUUCCCUGAAGUUACAUUACGGAUAUAGAACCACAUGAGAGGCAGAAGCGAGAGAGCCAGUCCGGGUAGCGGGACUACAAAAAUGAACACGCACAGGGGCGAGUUUACAGAUGGGCGGUCCAUAGCAGCACUCUUUGCCAAAGAGGGUAUUGACAUCACUUCGAACAAAGAUAAGGGUGUUUGCAAGGUGGUGAGGAGACAGGGAGCAGAGGGGGAAAGUCCCAUGAUCGGUGAUAAGGUGUUUGUUCAUUACACUGGGAAACUGCUCAAUGGGAGGAAGUUUGACUCAAGCAUUGAUCGCAUGGAGCCAUUCAGCUUUAACGUGGGAAAAGGCCAGGUGAUUAGGGCCUGGGACAUCGGUGUGACCUCCAUGCAGAGAGGAGAGGUCUGCACAUUCUUGUGUAAACCGGAGUACGCCUAUGGCAAAACUGGCAACCUCCCUAAAAUUCCCCCUAACAGCUCACUAGUGUUCGAGGUGGAGUUGCUGGACUUCAGCGGAGAGGAGUUGAUGGAAGAUGGGGGCAUCGUGCGGCGGAUAAAAGUCAAAGGUGCAGGCUUCACCAAUCCCAACGAUGGAGCAACAGUCCACGUGCACCUUGAGGGUAGUUGUGGAGGUCGAGUGUUCGAGUCGCGGGACGUGCGCUUCAUCGUGGGAGAGGCCGAGGACGUUGGGGUGCCCAUGGGAGUGGACAGGGCCAUGGAAAAGAUGCAGAAGGGAGAAUGCUGCCUGCUGUAUCUCAAGUCUAAAUACGGUUUUGGAACCGAGGGGAAACAGAAGUAUAACAUUGGACCAAAUGCUGAUCUGGUAUAUGAAGUCAUACUCAAAGACUUUGUAAAGGCCAAAGAAUCUUGGGAAAUGGACCUGAAUGAAAAACUUGAACAAUCAGUUUUGGUCAAACAGAAAGGGACUCAUUACUUCAAGGCCUGUCGAUACCACCAAGCUGUGAUCCAGUACCAGCGCAUUGUGUGUUGGCUGGAGAUGGAGUGUGGAGUGAGCAAACAGCAGCAACAGGCUAUCCAGGACCUGCUGCUUGUAGCUCACCUCAACCUGGCACUCUGCUACCUGAGACUGCAGGAGUACUCACAUGUGAUUGAUAACUGCAACAAGGUGAUUGAAAUGGAUGCUGACAACGAGAAGGCCCUUUAUCGGAGAGGAGAGGCUCGUCUUCAGCGGAACGAGUUCAGUUUGGCAGUGAAAGACUUUCGGCACGUUCUCCAGGUGAACCCCUCCAAUCGUGCCGCUAAUUCUCAGAUCACUGUCUGCCAGAGGAAAAUGCGUGAGCAUCAUGAACAGGACAAGAAGAUCUAUGCCAACAUGUUCCAGAGAUUUGCAGAACAUGAUGCUAAGGUGGCCCGGCUAAAAAGGAAGAGGGAUGGCGGCAUAGCAUGCAACAUCAGCUGUAAACGAAAACACAGCAGAAGCCAGGACUGCUCCUGAUCCAGGAGGGGGAGCACAAGGGGCCAUUACCAAAACCACAUCCCCAGAGGAGUGCAGGCAGGCAUGCAGGGGCUAAGUGGCAGGGGCCUGACCUCACCCGACACCUCACACUGAAGAAGUUGGGGGGGGGGGGAGCAAUGGAACCCCAUGCUCCUGUCUGCCAAAAAACAAACAAACAAAAAAACAAAUGAGCCCUGACCCCACCAUUGGGAUAAGGGGACUCUCCAAAGGGCAUUCUGUCAAAGACUCUGUGUGGCAAACAAACAAAACAAGACAAAACUGGGGAAAGCUUGAAAAACUGCACAUGGUUCCUUCAUGUCCUCUUGCAACUACGCUCCUUAGCCGCUUUGCCUGACCGAUCUCUGUCUUGCUUUUUCUGUGUAAUUUAUAGUUAAAUAUUGCAUUACCUGAACGACCUCUUAAUAAUUUGUUAUGCAACUAUGUGGAUGCUCCAGAUUUAGUUUGGCUUAGAUGCAGUAUUUUUUUUUGUUAUCUGUUUGUUUAUUUAGCACAAAGGGACGAGGUGUCUGUCAGCUGGAUGGACAUGGACCUGGUUGCAUUGACAUCAGUAUGAGUAUGAGUAUCUAGUAUGUAGGAUACAAGACGCCGUUCAGUUGACACUGUUUAAAGUGUUAACAGUUCUCUCUUUUAUGCAGACAAGUGCACUCUUUCCCAAGGGGAAAAAACACGCCUGACUUUAAAGAGGGAUAAACUCUUCUGAGACUAUAGACGUGCUUCAGUGUUAGUGAAAUAUCCCGACGCUUCUCAAGGCCCUUUGGAUUGCUUUCACUGAAUCCUUUAUGAAAACAUGUUUUUUUUUUAAAUCACACUUACUCAUCAGCUGUGAACAUGAGGGUAAGCACUGGUUUCUUGGCAUGUUAUUUUGGUACAACCAGAUGGUCAAAAUGGGCACAAACGUUCUCCAAAAACAUCAGACAGCAUCAAUCUUAUUGAAACUUUAAUAGUUUGGUUUAUAUGACCCUUUGACUCCUGUAGUGGCAGAUCUCUCUUCCAAUGUGUCUUUAAACUCUGCUGCACUCUAAAUGAGUAAUGCUCUCAUUUAUACUCAUCAGAUAUAGUGUCAUUUGAAGUUUCUCAUCUGAUUGGGUAGUUUACAUCAAGUGCUGUUUGUACUGAUUCCAUUCAAUAAUGUAUUUUGUUGAUCAAUGAAACUUGUUCUAGAUGACACAUUUAUUUAGCAUUGGUCGGUUAUAAAGUGUUUGGGUGUUUACAGCAGUUCACGGUAAUCAAAAAAAAAAGAGAGAUUCCAAGCUCACUGCCUUUUCCUUAUUCAAGGCUGCUGUUUUAUUCUGUGUUCAGAUGUUUAUACAAUCUUUUCAGAGCUGUUUCAGAGGAGACAUCGAAUUCUUCCUCUUUUCUGUUCACGUCUGUAAUGUUAUGUGGUUCUUGUUUUUAGCUCUUGCUCUAUUGCCUUGGACCACAUUAUUACAUGCAUUAUUAACUUUUCUUUACGUUGUUUCAGUUGAAGCUUUUUCUCAAGAAAGUAAAUAGUAAUUGGUGUGAAUAUUUUGCUCGAUACUAAGGAAAAGCAAAUGUGCUGGUACUAAGUGAUGCACCAGCUAAGUGCUGAUAUGAAUGAAAAUGGAAAGUGAUGGUAUUAAUAACUCAUAUGAACACAUAUCAGGAUCCAGAUAGUCAACACACAUCACAAAAAUGGACUAAAUAGCUGAAAAUUGAAUUAGACUACAAAUCAGACCACAUCAAACCACCACUGUAAGACAUACUGUUCCAGUGCCUUCUAUUCUACCACAUAAGUUUUGAAUGUGUUGAAGCUACUGGCCACUAGAGGGCGCUCUAUUGAAAUACUUCACACUCUCCUCGGAGUGACAAAUCCUGACUAUUACUUAAAUACUGCAAAUCUAACUAGCAUCUUUGGUUUAUCUGAUGUUGCACUUUACAAGUGAAUAAAAUCAAAAUAGGAGAAUAGGUGAAUAGAAAGUAGUCAUUUGAUUGUAUUUGUGCAAAUAUAAUGAAAUCAUGCUAA